Molecule: messenger RNA, 1885 nt
Organism: Zootermopsis nevadensis
Lineage: Eukaryota; Metazoa; Arthropoda; Insecta; Blattodea; Termopsidae
Source: RefSeq, a predicted model, not a curated record
ACCUACCAUAUAAAAUACUGUCCCAAAAAUAGACAAAACUGCUAAUAAGACUAUUGUAUUUCAUAUUUAAAUAACGGUCACGCGCGCUCUACUGAUGUAUCCCAUAGAAACACGAUAAUAGUAACCAUGAUGGUUGCUAUACGCGUAUAGAAACUGGUUCCACAUCCUCUGGCUUCUAGCUUGUUUGUAAUCUUAUUUGUUCUGUGUGAGAGGGGCUCUGCCCCAUUAUGAGGCAGUGCUUAACGCUGAUUGGUUACACGACCGUGAAUUAGGCGGGGUUUAUCGGGGCGGAGUUGCUAAUCGGUACCACAGAGAGACAGAAUCUGUGAGGAAGGCUUCAGAUGUACACGUGUCAGUCCCUGGCUACUGGCUGCCGGAGUGAGUCUUCAGUGCGCAUCUGUUGUACCGUGUUAUCACUUCAAAAGUGACGUAUAAACAAACACAAGUUCCGAUAGAGCAAGAUUGCUCCGAAUAUAGACUAUAGAAAGAUAGAAAUGCAAGUGUUUUUACAUAUAAGUUUACUACUGUGUUGCUGGAGGUAUUAAACUGUGAUAGAAAUUCAAAUACAGUCCGCUGUGGCGAUCGACACGUUUAAAAUCAAGUGGAUUUUGAGCGGAAAUAUAUUUGUCUGAAAUAUUUUCUACGAAGAAUAACUGAGAAGGUCUUGAAGGAUUUCUACGGUGAUAUUACAACUACAGAUACUGUGAUAAAUAAUCCAGCGUUGUAGAAACAUUUUGUCUACAGUAAACGUCAAUUGAAAUCUUCAGGUGUAAUCCCCGGGAAAAAAAGAAUUUUUUCAACACAUUGAAUGUAAAUUUCUGGACUGUGAAAGACUUUUGAACAUUAUCAGUGCAAUUUUUUUGUUUAACCCCUUCGUUCGUAUGUCAACAUGGUGAAGAUAGAGGGCCCGCUACACACACUAGUGAUGGCCCGAACGCCUCUUAAAUCGUCUUUUAGCAUCAGCUCCAUAUUACCAGAGACCGCGGCGUCCACGAGGUCUCAAAGCCCUCAUAUGAGUCCCACUUUAUCACACUGUAGCCCCGACCUGAGCAGCUCGGACAGCGAGAGUGAUCUUGAUGUGACCGGGGGUGACACCCCUCCUCCUCUGGACUGCAGUACCAACAAAGGCAAACAAGACUCAUCUGCAGACAUCUCGAAGGCUGAAGGUGAGAAGAAAAAGAAUGAGAAGCCUCCGUACAGUUACAACGCCCUGAUAAUGAUGGCGAUCCGUCAGAGCCCUGAAAAACGCCUCACCUUGAAUGGUAUCUACGAGUUCAUCAUGAAGAAUUUCCCUUAUUAUCGUGAGAACAAGCAAGGAUGGCAGAACUCGAUCCGCCACAAUCUCUCGUUGAAUAAGUGCUUCGUGAAGGUGCCUCGUCAUUACGACGACCCGGGAAAAGGUAACUACUGGAUGCUGGACCCGAGUAGUGAAGAUGUGUUCAUCGGAGGUACCACGGGGAAACUGCGAAGGCGGUCCACAGCGGCGAGUAGAAGUCGCCUAGCUGCUUUCAAGCGCACCGUGGUCCUGGGGACCGCGGGCCUGUACCCUGGAGGUCUAGGUCCUGCAGGGACUCCCUAUCCGAGUCCCUGGGGCCUCUCCCCGCUCUACUGCAACCCCUAUCAUCGCUACCCUUACCCGUAUCCCGGCCUUCUACAGCCACUACCAAAACCCAUCGCGACCCACGGGUUCUCUGUCGAGCGUCUACUUGGGACGGAGUCUACCCCAGCCGGACAAUACGGACCCCUCCGACUCCAGCAUCCCGGACUGUACACGGCUCCAACGGCAGCUCCAUCUGCAACCACAGCUUCGUCUAGCUGUAGCAGUAGCCCAGAGCCGCAGCCCAUAUUCAAGCCCAUCACAGUCCUGGCGUCCAGGCCCAGCUAA